GCCCGCCUCAAUUUGAACAGUCUUCGCACACCGAACUUCAGUCGCACGUUGCCCGUUCACAUUCGUACGCCAACUCUCGACCGUGACGAUCGUCUCCUCUCCGGAAGUCUUCUCAUCGUCUCUCGUUGGAACCCAAUCGUUUUUACCGGUUUUUCUUCCGCUCGACCGCCGCCGUCUUGCUCACGUCGAAUUCGAAUUUAUUUUUCGAAAAUAAUAUCACACUCGUCUCUCACUAAUAUUUUCGUUUGCAAAGAAACAACAUGACUGUGGAAACGUUCGAAACAAUCAUGCGCUGCAGAAACAACUCGACUCUGGUAACGGCUCAAGAGGACCCGAAAGCGGACAUCAGCCGCCCGGGCAAGGCUUCCAAGUACAACAAAAACGCUAUGCUCGCCGUUGCUUUCUUCGCCAUGAUAUGUCUGUGCUUGAUGUCCAGUGCCGGAGCUGCUGCCGUACACAACAGGAGGUCUAUCGCUACUGCCACCGAGAGCACCACGGGACCGGUCAAAGAAUGCCACCAAAACACCCCUUGCGGAUGGGCCAUCUACGUGCCGUUCACCCGUCGCAUCGAUUACUUUAUGAAAAACACAUGCAUUUGCAACUCGAACUUGGCGUGCUUGAAGACCGACGACGAUCUGUCUGUCAACGCGUACGUGUACCGCUGCAAGACCAGACCCGUGACUACCACGGAAAUCAUACCGACGACCAUUUGAGAUUUGAGCGAGAGGGAUAUGUCCACAGCGACGAAGCCGGGGCCGACACCACACCACUGGCGCUGCUCCGUCGCCACUGGGCAAGUGAAUUACUAAGUUUAUUCCUAAUACCAAAUCUACUCAUGUUCCGGGCAUUUUUUUACUAUUUUUUUUCUAAUUAGUCUUAAGAAGAAGAAAUAUUUUUUUACGCUAUUAAAGCUUUUUCGUAAUUUAUUUUUUUUUUUAGGUACUUAUACCUAUAUACUUAAGCGAGUAAAAUUAUUAGAAGUUAAUAUCAAACCUAUUUGGUUGUAAUCAUUUAUUCUUAUACAUUAAUUAUAUUUAUAUAUUUUUCAAUAUUAUUAUAUUUUUCGUACAAAUUAAAGGGCAUUAGGGAAUAUCAUUUAACCCAUAUAAGAGGUAUCAUCCUUUAGACUUUAUA
Messenger RNA from Myzus persicae (green peach aphid), 1134 nucleotides. RefSeq lists its product as uncharacterized. The record is from RefSeq and is a predicted model, not a curated record. NCBI's taxonomy places the organism in Eukaryota, Metazoa, Arthropoda, Insecta, Hemiptera, Aphididae. Bases 261 to 713 code for a protein of 150 amino acids. The transcript is spliced from 3 exons.